CGCGCCGCCACUUGGGGUGCCUGUAUUGUUCGUCGCCACGCGCGUUGCAACACUUGCCUCAUCGCAAACCAAUAUACAAGUGCAUAUCUACUGAACAUUGUGUAUUUUUGGAGUGUGCCAUAAAACGCAUCGCGGAACGGAACUAACGCUUCCUCUGCAGUAUUGCUUUACGUAAAUGCAGUUCUCGACAAUCUGUGCACGGAAAAAUAAACAUAACACUCCGGAUCGGCUCCCGAGCGCGGCGCCGGCGCGGCGCCCACCUCCACCCUCCUGCUGAUGACAGAAUAAAUUGUGAUGCUGGCACGAACAGGAUCCUACAGGAAACUACGUCCUAGAGGACGGCGAAGGACGUUUUAGCUAACGAAUUACUAGUUUUACAAGUGAAAGUGCCUAAAACCUAAACAUGGUGACUAAUCGACGUAAUUUAAUAUUUAGGGUCAGUAUAGUGAUCAAUGUAGCCGUGAUUUUAUACGCGGCGAUGCAGUUGUCGGGCACGCCUUCGCCGACUGGCGAGUGGGUGCCCAUAACUGCCGACGGCACGGACCGGGGUGUAGACGUGCGGUUCUCUGGCGACCUUUUAAGAACUCCACGGAUUGUCAACGACACAGAAGUCAGGUCAAUUGAUUCAAUUAUACAAGGUUCUGACGAAUACACAUCGCAAAAGACGCCGUCGACUACUCCUAGUGUAAGUAAGACUGUUGCCGCCAACAAGACUGUCUCGAGUACUGUUGCUGUAACGGCAUUGACGAAAAACGUCAGCGUUGUAUCAUCAGAGCCUACGGUUACGACGAACGAGAGUGUCCAAGAGACUCAAGACGACACAGUUUUGAGUGCAACCACUUUGGCAAAGGUGCGGACUUUAGUGCAGUGUACUGAAAAGGAGUUCGAGCCUGAGGUAGUGCAACGUGGGGAAUAUUGGAUGCUGAAGAACUAUGUGCGAGCGGAACACGGGGCGCUGUCUUGCCAUGAAACCAUCACGUACACGACACACGCAGGCUUCGAGUUCCUCGACAACGUCCAGCCUCUAGUCGAACGAUGGAUGGGCCCAGUGAGCUUGGCUAUCUUUGCACCAGGCGCCGACUUGCAACCCACUGUGAACAGCAUCAGGUACCUUCGAGACUGCCUGAAAACCGACCUCGUGCGACAACUCGUCACUUUUCAUCUAUUCUUCUCCUUCAAGAAUAUUCCUAGCUCAAUUCCAAAUAUAGAUACCCUCCUGGCAACUUCAUACAACUGCUCAAGCCCGCCACCGUACGACGUAGAUCCCACAACCACAUUCAUGAAGCAAAAAAAUCUUCUAUACCCCGUGAACGUCGCAAGAAACAUCGCCAGAGACGCAGCUUUAACACAUUUUGUACUGCCAUCAGAUAUAGAAUUGUAUCCAAGUCCGAAUUUAAUAUCAAGGUUCCUGAAUAUGAUUGCGAGAAAUGAAAAACCUUUGAGCACUUCCGUAAAUCCUAGAGUCUUCCCGAUAAGCAUAUUUGAAGUUGACGCUUCAGUUCAAGUACCUUCGACCAAGACGGAGUUGCAAGAAAUGUUGAAGAAAAAAACUGCGAUUCCGUUCCAUAAGUUCGUGUGCCCCGACUGCCACAAUAUUCCCCAAGGUGCGCAGUGGAUGGCCGCCAAAGAGACCAACCAGAUGGAUGUGUUCCACGUGGGUAAGCGACGAGGAAAAUUCCUUCAUUGGGAGCCGAUUUUCAUCGGCACACAUCAUGAUCCACAGUACGAUGAGCGACUCAGCUGGGAGGGCAAGCAGGAUAAAAUGCCUCAGGGUUACAUCCUUUGUGUCAAAGACUACGACUUCAUGAUCCUGAACAACGCCUUCCUUAUCCACAAACCUGGUAUAAAACGCCUCAAGAAAGAUCCCAAGCGAAGUCGCAUAGCCAGCAAGCAAAACCACUUUAUAAGGAGCCAGCUUAUGCCCGAACUGAAGAAAAUCUUUGGAACAAGAACUGGUUGCACGAUAUGACCUACUACUGUUGUAAAAAUUUUAUAUGAGGCCCAAAAAGAAAAGAGGGAUUUUAGGCCGUUUUUGAAGAAAAACGGUUCCGGUUUAGAUCCUUACGGGCGUAAAUUAAAUUCCGUUUUAUUAUUCGGAAGACCUUUGUCAUGAUAUUGCGUCAUUGGAACAUAGCAUUCCAACAUAAAAUAAAUGAGGAUAAAGAAUCCUUUUGAAUGAGAUUCAAGACGAAAAUGUACUUGAAUAAAAUUAUGUCAUAGAAUUACCAUGCCAGUGGUCGCCCGAAUCAUCCAUCUAAAUCGUUUUAAUUCAAUUAUUGCAUCGGAUCAAAAAGUCAGAGAGCUUUAAGCUACAGGUAAACGGCAUUAUUUGAAUCAUAUUGUAACCUUAACAAUAUAGGUUAAGUUACGGUACAGUCCACAACAUGUCCAAAAAUAAAUUUAUAACUGGAAUUGGACAAAAAGGCAAAGUGAUGUAUAAAUUAUGUCAACGUAUGGAAAUGUGGCCGCAAAACGUUUAUGCGUGACUCAAAUUAGUAAGAGGAAACAGGUUUUGUAUAACACUGCUGCAGUCUUUUUAGAACUCAUUUAAGUGAUAGGUAGAGGUGUAAAUGUAUUUGAAUACAUUUCUCAGAUUCAAAUGAAUUACCUACACAUGCGGAUUUUAAAAGUCUUUGAGUCAAUUGGUAGAUAGAAUCACUAAAUUCAGGGAAACAGGGUGCGUUCAACCGCCUCACUUUUUAUAUCUGACUUUAUACAUGAAACUGAAACUCAAAGUCGAACAUAUCAUUUUUAAUGUUGUAAGAGAUUUUCUCGUGUGGA
Hyposmocoma kahamanoa is the source of this 2781-nucleotide messenger RNA. Its product is annotated as beta-1,4-glucuronyltransferase 1. NCBI's taxonomy places the organism in Eukaryota, Metazoa, Arthropoda, Insecta, Lepidoptera, Cosmopterigidae. The coding region runs from base 404 to 1969 and encodes 521 amino acids. The transcript has 7 exons. The record is from RefSeq and is a predicted model, not a curated record.